Tribolium castaneum (red flour beetle) is the source of this 3883-nucleotide messenger RNA. RefSeq names its product G protein-activated inward rectifier potassium channel 3. Gene Ontology annotation, molecular function: inward rectifier potassium channel activity. Gene Ontology annotation, cellular component: plasma membrane. The transcript has 5 exons. The coding region runs from base 1989 to 3377 and encodes 462 amino acids. Gene Ontology annotation, biological process: regulation of monoatomic ion transmembrane transport; potassium ion import across plasma membrane. The record is from RefSeq and is a predicted model, not a curated record. Lineage: Eukaryota; Metazoa; Arthropoda; Insecta; Coleoptera; Tenebrionidae.
ACCUCGGUUCAUAAUUUUGUUAUUUAUAAACAAAACUUUAAACGGAUUUUAAAAUUUAUGAACAUCUUUUCUGGAAGAGUUAAACUAGGAAAUGAAUUUGCAUUUGAAUUUCAAGUCGUUACAUUAAUAACACAGAUAACUGAUGGAGACCGGUUUUAAAAUAUUUUUUACUAUAAACGUAAAUUGUAAUUUCUUUAAUUUUUUUAUUGUCCUGAUUAUUUAUUUAUAUUUUUUAUUAUUUCAUAUUUUCCGAGUCAAAUCUGAGAAGGUUCCUGUUGUACGAAUGAACUGUAAUUUUGCAUACUUACGUAAUUUGCUUAAAUACUAUUUCUGUAUAGUUAAUUGCUCCCUAAUGGGGUUAAAUGGGGCGUAACAUUAUUUUUUUAGUGCAUGGGGACUGGUUUUAAUUUUUUUUACAUUAAAUGUAAUUGUAUUUUUUUAAUUUUUUUAUUGGUUUGUUUCAAGAUUUUAUUUUUAUUUUAAUUUUUUUAGCUUUUAUUUAACUUUUUUUAUUGUCUGUCUGUCUUUUCAUAUUUUCCGGGCCAUAAAAACCAAAGAGAGUUCCUGCAGUCUGAAUGAACUGAAAUUUUGCAUACUUACGUAAUUUGCUUAACUACUAUUUCUAUAUAGUUAAUUGCUCCCUAAUGAGGUUAAAUGGGGCGUAACAUUGUUUUUUUAGUGCAUGGCGACUUUUUACAUUAAAUGUAAAUUGUAUUUUUUUAUUUGUUUGUUUCAAGAUUGUAUAUUUAUUUUUAUUUUUUAAAGCUUUUAUUUAACUUGUUUUGUUGUCUGUCUGUCUAUUUCAUAUUUUCCGGGCCAAAAAAACCAAAGAGAGUUCCUGUUGACUGAAUGAACUGAAAUUUUUCAUACUUACGUAACUUGCGUAAAUACAAUUUCUAUAUAGUUAAUUACUUUCUUAAGGGGUUAAAUGGGGUGUAACAUUAUUUUUUUCGUACAUAUUUUAUAAAAACUCUCUUUUUACGUAUUUUAUUUAAGUUGGGGAAGGUAAAAUAUUUCUUCUUCCCACAGUAUUGCCAAUAUGGGACGGCAAGUAAUAAUUUUUAGUACAAAGUAGUUUUACACACUUUUAUUUUUAACUUUAUUAUAAACACGGAAAUCCAUAAAAAAUCUUUUGACAGGUCACAUCAAUCAUUACAAAGCAGUUUUUAAAUAGAUUUUUUAAACUAAAUAAACGAAUUCAGAAUUCGAAUUUUACCUAAUUUACACUCAGGAAGAAAGUAUGCACGUGUAACGGUUCAAAAACUUCAAAACCACGCAAAUUUUUUUUCCCUCGCGUGCUCCAAGAUUUGUUAAUCGCAAUUUCAGUAAUUUCAUAAACGAUUUCGUGAUGAAAUGUCCUUGUGAGGCGAUUUUUUGAAAUAAUUUGCUCAAAAUAAGUGGCGACAAAUCCGGAAAUCACAAUUACAAUUAUUCUUUCACCUUGAUAACCAGGAUAUUGGUUUAAAUUCUCGGCAAAAACGUCACAAAGAUAAAACUAGUUCGAAAAAUCGGUCUAAAGCUCAGAGAUCGAGUGAUUAAGUCGGCUUAAAACUUAAUAAAUAAACCCGUUCGGACAAAUUGAUUCACUGGACUGGUUCUUGAUAGAUUGUUCUUGCAGGAUUACUUUCAGUUCACUCACCGUUCAACCGUCGCAAUUUUGCCCAAUUUAAAAUCAGGUGAUCGAUUUCACUUCAGCCAAACAAAAAAAAAAAAUUCAAAACGUAAACAGCGCACAUCCUUCGCCGGAUUAACGUAAAUCCGAGAUUAGUAAUUUGUGGUGACAGCGUUCCAGUUUAGGACACCUUGUGAUAAUAUGAUUUCAAUAUCGUCAAUAAAUAAUCCAUCUAAAGGCUGGCCUUUAUCUAAUCAUCAGUGGUGUGGUAUUAAUAAAUUGGUGGUGUUCGUCUCCAAUAAAGUUAAUCUAAUGUCGGCGCUAAAUUAAUCGACUCUGGUGUUUGGUGACGAGUUUGUUGUGCCAUUCCGCCACCAUGGGGAGCAUGGCAGGACUCAAGCGAUGCCUCUCCCAGGUCUCGAUGAUGGCCCUCAAGGCCUCCACCUCCGGGGAAGAGGCCUGGCUGCACGCCUGGCACAGAUACAAGCAGAGUCGCUUCAACGCGCGUCGCAUCCGCAAACGCGUGGUGUUCAAGCAUGGCGACUGCAACGUGGUGCAGGCCAACGUGGCGAAGCGUCGCCGCAAGUACCUGCAGGACAUCUUCACGACUCUGGUGGACGCGCAAUGGCGUUGGACUUUGCUCGUGUUCGCGUUUAAUUUCUUAGGCUCGUGGUUGGUCUUUGCCGUGGUUUGGUGGCUGAUAGCCUACACCCAUGGAGACCUCCUCGAGGAGCAUCUUAACGGAACCGAGCCGUGGACGCCGUGCAUCACCAACAUUUACGGCUUCACUUCGUGCUUCCUUUUCAGCGUCGAGACGCAGCACACGAUCGGGUACGGCGGCCGGACCACCACCGAGGAGUGUCCGGAGGCCAUCUUCGUGAUGUGUCUGCAGAGCAUUGGCGGGGUGAUGAUUCAGGCGUUCAUGGUGGGGGUGGUUUUUGCGAAAUUGUCGAGGCCGAAAAAACGAACUCAAACGUUGCUUUUCUCGCGAAAUGCCGUCAUUUCGCACAGGGACGGGGUGCCGUGUUUGAUGUUUAGGGUGGGGGAUAUGAGGAAAAGCCACAUUAUUGAGGCGCACGUCAGGGCACAACUUAUCAAACAUAAAGUUACCAAAGAAGGGGAGAAUUUGCCGUUCUUCCAGACGGAGUUGAAGGUAUGGGUCGGCGGUGACGGCGAAGAAGACAAAAUCUUCUUCAUCUGGCCGACGAUGAUCGUCCACAAAAUCGACAAAAACUCCCCCUUGUACAACAUGUCGGCCACCGACCUCCUGCGGGAGCGCUUCGAGAUCGUCGUCAUCCUGGAGGGGGUGAUCGAGUCGACGGGGAUGACAACACAGGCCCGCUCCAGCUACCUCCCCUCCGAGAUCCUGUGGGGGCACCGCUUCCAGUCCUUGAUCAACUUCAAGAAGGACUCGGGGCAGUACGAGGUGGACUACGCCCUUUUCAACAACACUGUGGAGGUGGACACUCCCCUGUGCAGCGCCAAGCAGCUGGACGAGUACCGCCACAUGUCCAGCACCGAGUGUGUUGGCUUGCUCGCAGACCACCUGAGGACCGGGCUGUUCCCCUCCAUGCGCACGCACUCCAGCGACACCCUCUCCAGCAUGGACUCGCUGUCCACGGACGAGCACAUCGUGAUGAAGGUGCCGGAGCACAUCGCCAUGAAGGUGCCGAGCCCGAUUCCGGUGACAGUUACCGCCCCGGAGGAAGCCACCCCUUUGCGCAACGGGUCCGUCCCCAAGGCCACGUUACCAGUCCCAGUCUAGCCAGUAACUUAACUCACUGAUACGCUUAUUAGAAUAUCGCUGGUUCGAUAUUUGUGAACAAUUGGCAUUUUGUUGUGCUGCGACAACACGAAAUGCCAAUUCUUCAGUUGGUUUUAUUGUUUGAUCUCCCGUGUCGAAAUUUCCAGCUUGUAUUAUGUAUAAACGAUACGUAAACGGAUCUAGGAAAAUUGUAAGUUUUUGUUAGUUGAUAUUUGAUGUAGCGCCACCUUUCAUUAUGCUUUUAAUUUUUUAACUGAUGUACUCGUAGUAGUUGUCUUUUUUUUUUCAUUUUUAUACUUUGCUCAGUUUGUGUUCACGAGGAACUUUCUUUUUAUUCACUCAACUUUUCUAUUAUUUAUUUUUAUACAGAGUACUUAAUGUAGUUCGUAAUUUUCUGCUUAGAUUUUACGGUAGGAUUAAGGAUCAGUUGUAAAUAGUCUGUGCCAUACACUCCUCUAAGGAAUUUUUCUACAAAGUAAAGUCAAUAAAUCAUUGCAAAACCUGAA